Brassica oleracea var. oleracea is the source of this 657-nucleotide messenger RNA. Its product is annotated as polygalacturonase-like. Bases 64 to 657 code for a protein of 197 amino acids. Gene Ontology annotation, biological process: carbohydrate metabolic process. NCBI's taxonomy places the organism in Eukaryota, Viridiplantae, Streptophyta, Magnoliopsida, Brassicales, Brassicaceae. The transcript has 3 exons. Gene Ontology annotation, molecular function: polygalacturonase activity. The record is from RefSeq and is a predicted model, not a curated record.
UCUCAUUACUUAACUAUACAGAAAAAAAUCUUUCUCGAUCGUUGCGUUUUCUUAAAGAAUAAGAUGGAUAGGCUCUUCAUUUUGUCUCUCUUGGCUCUGUUAAUGGUGACUUCUUAUCGAGCUGCGGGAGAAACAUCUUAUAGGGAGCUUGACAUUCUUGGAGAGCUUGAGAACCUUGAUGUACCUCAGGAUGAUAUUGACGAUGACGUGACGUUCUUUGAUUUCUCUUUGUUUACUAGCCAAUUUUCUGGUAAGAAUCUGGUGAAUGUGGAUAGCUUCGGUGCAGCUGGAGAUGGAGUUUCUGACGAUACUCAGGCAUUUGUAAGUGCAUGGAAGAUAGCCUGCUCUGCACCAAGAUCCGUGUUACUGGUUCCACAAGGACGUAGCUAUUUAGUAAAUGCAACCAAAUUCAAUGGUCCAUGUCAAGAAAAUUUGAUUAUUCAGAUUGAUGGAACAAUCGUUGCACCAGAUGAUCCCAGCCAAUGGAACCCUAGAUUCCAAAGGGUUUGGCUCGAGUUUUCCAAACUCCAAGGAGUUAUAUUCCAAGGAAAUGGAGUCAUUGAUGGUUCUGGUACCAAAUGGUGGGCUGCUUCUUGCAAGAAGAACAAGUCAAACGUAACAUCUUCUUCUAUAACACAACUUGAACAUUACUUCUAG